AUUCACUGGUCCAAGAGCUGGCAGCGAGAAGUGCAAGCCCCUUUCUAUGCUUUGAACAGCAUGUUGUGGAGCUCUUUCGAUGCUACGGAGGAAGCCCGAUCAGCGCUUCGCCUUGCACAAUGGAUCUGUGGCUUUGGAGCUGCUUGUUUCAACGUCUGAAGCUGAUCAACAGACCCAUCAGCGAAUGUUUUUCGGACAAGUAGCUCUAUGUUCUCUAGGAUUGCAGCAGAUCACUUUUUGUUGUCACUAUGCCAUCCCUUGCAAGUGGCACACCGCCAAAGGGCCGGGCUCGGGAGAUCCUGGACGAACUCUCAGCAUUAGAGGGGCACAAGCAUAGAAGCCCUAGUGGCCUGCUCAAGCGGCGCUCAUCUCGCUCACCGCAAUUUGGAUUGCCUGUCUCAGUGGUCAAGCAUGCUGCAGAGAGGAAAGUCACAGGCGGUGCCACCAGCCCCCUGUCAAUGCAUUCAAUCAGCGCAAAGCCAUCUUUCUUUGACGGUCUGUCUGCUGUCAACGUACAUAAGAUAGCCGUUUCAUUGGACACUGAGAGAGACGAAGGAGAAGAGAAUGGCUCUGCCACUGGUGGUGCACAGCUUGUGAGAGUAAUGCCAGCAGAGAGAGAUACAGAACGGAGCGUUCCAGUUAAGUCCACCUCAAGGGACAACACGAAGCUUCAUACUGGAGAAAGAACUGAUACCUUUUCUGACUCUCAGAGAGCUGGCAGUGUUGAAGGCCACAGCGUAGAUCCAUCUUUUGUGGGUGAGGAGCAACGGGCAAAAGCAACUGCCUCGCUUCUUAGAAGAGGCACCAUCAGUCAAACAACCGAAGUAGGGCGCACUGAUCUUGCAAGCGAAGUGAUCAGGCUUCAAGAUGAGUCAGCUGCGGCUCACAGAUCCUCCGAAGCUGCCCACCAAGCAGCGGCGGCUCUGCAGAAAGCUGUAGACGAAAGCAGAAGCCAGGCCUGUUUGCUUAAAAAAGAAGCUGAGCUUGCAAAUCAGGCAGCUGAUGUGUCGAGGCAAGAGGCCGAUGAGGCCAAAGCAGAGGUGGAGGAGCUUAGGGGUUCACUUGAGGAGAUGCAAAUGGUUGUCCAAAUGAUGAAGGACGCAAGCAAGAGUCAGGAAGAAGGGAUCAGCCAGGAAGUGGUGAGGUUGAAUACUGAGGUGCGAGAUGAAAGGAAGAAACGAAAAGCCGCAGAGGGCACAUGUAUCGAGUUGCAAAAGGAAGUGGAUCGCCUUCAUCAAGAAAACGAAGAUGCGCGACUACGACUAGAAAGCCUGCAGGAAUCUGAGGAUGCUCGAGCAUCAGCUUCUGAUCAGCUUACUGCCGCGCAAGCAGCAAACGAUGCUCUGGAACAGGAGCUCAAAAGAUGCCAGAAGAAACUGUCCGAAUUGUCAAGACAAGACAAAGACUCAGAGUUGCGGCUCAGAAACAUUGAGGAAGAGAAUGAAGGGCUGAGCGCAGCAAACGCAAAGCUGCUGAAGAAAGUGAAAAGCUUGGGGCUGAAAGUGGACGCGCUGAGGGCCGGGGUUGGGCCUGACUUGCAAGAGGACGCGGAUCACGAGGCGAGGAUAACAAAGCUCCAAGUUCGCAAGCAGGCGCUGAAGGCUCGGGUCAGAGAGCUCGAAUCGCAGCUCUUGGAGGCAGAUGACGAGUGCAGAGAAGCGAGAACCAAGUACAUAUCUCUGGGAAUCAAGGUGGAGGAGCUGCUCCAGGAGGAGGCGCUGACGCAGGAGCUGGUGAUGCAGGAGAAGGACCGGGGCAGGAUCUCCUUGGAAGAGCAGCUGGAGCAAGCUCGCGCCGUGGUGCAGGCGUUGAAGGAGCGGAACGCCGUCUUGGAAAGGGGCCUCGCGGCGUCUGAGGAGGAACUCGUCCGGCAGUCCCGGUGGGCCAAUCACACGGCGUCGCAGCUGCAGCAGAGCCUGGUGAAACUCACCCACCUCGAGCGGAUUGACGGCGGAACGGUCCGCAUGAAUGGAAUGGAGCUCGAGAGCUAUGCCGAGAUGAUCGAACUGCAGGCAAACGAGGUGAGGAGAGCCGCUGAAGAGUGCGCUUCCGCUCAGCACAAGGCUUCCGUUCUGGAGAGUGGGUUCCUCCAGCUGCGCGCCCUCUGCGACGAACUGCAGUGCGAGCUGGUACGUUCCGCUCGGGAGGCGGAGUUCUGGCGGAACGCUGCAGAGGAGGCAGAACGGGGGCGGAAAGAUGCGAGGGAGGAAGCGGCUCAGGCUAUCGAGAAGAGCAUACGGCUGGAGCGGCUCUUAGAGGAGCGGCAGCUCGAGAUCUGUUUGAGGCUGGCAAGGCUAUUGCUCUGUAGGCGCAUCUCGACCGGAAAAGGCGCAACCUACGGUCUGCAUCCUAUCAUCGCCCAAGGUACGGGCACAUUUGCGCUACCGGCAGAGACGAAGUCGGCGCUCUCGGACGAUCACGAUGAUUCUCUUUGA
Messenger RNA from Klebsormidium nitens, 2435 nucleotides. The record is from the annotation of a GenBank genome assembly. Lineage: Eukaryota; Viridiplantae; Streptophyta; Klebsormidiophyceae; Klebsormidiales; Klebsormidiaceae.